Penicillium soppii is the source of this 1302-nucleotide messenger RNA. Its product is annotated as tryptophan--tRNA ligase WRS1. Gene Ontology annotation, biological process: tryptophanyl-tRNA aminoacylation. The transcript is spliced from 2 exons. Gene Ontology annotation, molecular function: tryptophan-tRNA ligase activity; ATP binding. NCBI's taxonomy places the organism in Eukaryota, Fungi, Ascomycota, Eurotiomycetes, Eurotiales, Aspergillaceae. The coding region runs from base 1 to 1302 and encodes 433 amino acids. Gene Ontology annotation, cellular component: cytoplasm. The record is from RefSeq and is a predicted model, not a curated record.
AUGGCGAACGAAGCCCAACCCCCGGCGCUCAACGACUUGAGCAUCAACGAGAAAACCGACACCAAGGCCGUUGGGCAGAUCGUGACACCCUUUGAUGUCUCCGGUGGAGUUGACGAGUCCGGCAAGCUAUUGCCCGUCGAUUAUGAAAAGCUCACUAGGGAAUUUGGCGCCACACCUAUCAAUGCCGCUCUAUUGGAGCGUUUUGAAAAGGUGACCGGCCACCGGCCUCACCGUUUCAUGCGCCGGAGUAUCGUGUUCAGCCACCGGGAUCUCUCCAAGAUUUUGGACAAGCACGAGAAGGGCGAGCCUUUCUUCCUCUACACUGGCCGAGGACCGAGCAGUGACAGCAUGCACGUCGGACACACCGUGCCUUUUGAGUUCACAAAAUGGCUCCAGGAUGUUUUCGAUGUGCCGCUCGUGAUCAUGAUGACCGACGACGAAAAAUUCAUGCACUCCCAGAAGAUCGAGAUUGAGGACUCUAAGAGAUACACAAAGGCAAACGCAAAGGAUAUCAUUGCUGUUGGAUUCGACAUGAAGAAGACCUUCAUUUUCAGUGAUUUCGAGUUCAUUGGUGGUGCUUUCUACGAGAACAUGUGCCGUAUGGCCAAGCGAAUUACCAUCAACCAAGUCAAGGGCACAUUCGGCUUCAAUGACAGCAACAACAUCGGCGAGUUCCACUUCUGUGCCACUCAGUCAGCAUCCGCUUUCGCGACGAGUUUCCCUCACAUCUUCGGCACUGAGACCAAGAAGGUCGCCUCAAUUCCCUGCUUGAUUCCCUGCGCCAUCGACCAGGACCCCUACUUCCGCCAAUGCCGUGAGCACGCCGAGAAGAUGAAGUACAAGAAGCCCUCUCUCAUCCACUCCAUCUUCCUUCCUGCCCUCCAGGGCCCUGGAUCUAAAAUGUCUGCUAGUGUGGACAGCUCCGCCAUUUUCAUGAGCGACACUCCGAACAAGAUCAAGAACAAAAUCAACAAGCACGCUUUCUCUGGUGGCCAGGACACCGCCGAGUUGCAGCGUGAGCUUGGCGGCAACACCAAGAACGACAUCCCCUUCCAAUACUUGACAUUCUUCCUCGAGGAUGACGCGGAGUUGGAGCAAAUUCGUGCCGACUACGAAAGUGGAAAGAUGAUGACCGGCGAGAUCAAGCAGAAGUGUAUCGCUGAGCUUCAGACUUAUGUCCAAGGGUUCCAGGAGCGUAGGGCCCAGGUUACGGAUGAGAUCAUGGCCGAGUACAUGCGUCCCCGUCCUUUGGAGUGGAAGGGAAAUCCCAACCCAGUCGUGGUUGAGAAGGCCAAGAAAUAA